GCCUUCGCACGAGGACUCCAUUUUGUAAUACAAUGUGUAAUUAAUUGUGCAGGCUCCGUAAUAUCACGACCAGCGUUUUAUUCACGAUGAUUUCGAAUUACAUUGGAAGGUUACUGCUCAGAAAUCUUGAUUCCUUUAAGUGUAAUGUUUAUAAUAUGUCGCAGAUAUCCAAUGUUCCUUCCAAAGAAGCACUUGGAAAGCAUAUGAAAGUACAGGGUUGGGUUCGAUCAGUCAGAAAAAUGAAAGGUAUAAUAUUUAUGGACGUUUCCGAUGGAUUAACACCGAACGUGUUGCAAGUCGUUAUUCCGAAAUCAGACAAACUGGCUAAGAUAAGUUAUGGCUGUAGCGUCACAGCGGAAGGAGAAUUGGUAUUGGCUCCAAAUGGUAGUAGCGAAUUGCACGCCAGCAAUGUUACAGUAAUCGGUGAAUGCGAUGUUAUGGAUGGAUAUCCUUUUGCUCCAAGGAAAACAUACGUUGAUACAUAUAUUAGACAAUAUUUACACUUUAGACCAAGAACUAAAACUUUUUCCAGUAUACUCCGAUUGCGAGAUCUAAUGUCUCAAGGCGUUGGAAGCUAUUUUAAGGAUAGAGCUUUUAUUAAUGUACAUACUCCAGUUUUAACAUCGAACGACUGUGAAGGUGCUGGCGAAUUAUUUCUAGUAAAACCGUAUUCUGCAGAUAUAAUAAAAAGUAUGAAAAGGGACGGUGUUUCGGAAGAAGAAACUUAUUUCAAUGCUAAAACUUUUUUAACCGUGUCUGGCCAACUGCAUUUAGAAGUUGUUGCAAGAGCUCUUACAAGGGUGUAUACUUUUGGACCAACCUUCAGAGCUGAAAAUUCUAAGUCAAGAUUGCAUUUGUCCGAGUUUUAUAUGGUAGAGGCUGAAAUUGCAUUUAUCGAUAGUCUUGAUGAUUUAAUGGAUGAAGUAGAAUUACUAAUCAAAUAUAUCACCAGAGAUGUACUUGAAAGAGGAGCGUGCGAUAUGAAUGUACUUGGUAUACAGGAACCAAUGUGGUUGAAUCAAAAGUUUACACGUAUAACGUACGACGAUGCAGUUAAGAUAUUAGAGAGUAACCAUGAGAAAUUAAACAUACCUGUUACAUAUGGAGAACCAUUUACCAAAGAACAGGAAUUAUUUUUAGUAGAGCAGAACAAUAAUAUCCCUAUAUUUGUUAUGAAUUGGCCAAAAGAACGUAAGCCUUUUUACAUGAAAGAAUGUAAAGACGAUGCCUCAAAGGUUGCCGCUAUGGAUCUAUUAGUGCCUCUAGUAGGGGAAUUAGUAGGAGGGAGUUUGCGUGAAGACGAUUACAAAAAGUUACAGUCAAAACUACCUACAACAUCUGAUCUUUCUUGGUAUUUAGAACUUCGUAAACACGGCAAUGUUCCAACAGGAGGGUUCGGGUUGGGGUUUGAGAGAUUGAUGCAAUGUGUUUUGGGCAUAUCUAAUAUUAAGGAUACGCUACCAUUUCCCAGAUGGCCUCACAAUUGCAAUCUAUGAAUAAAGAUUUCAGAAAUGCUGCGUACUUGAUUCUUCCCGAACAUAAUAGCUAUUAUACGCUAUUUAAGUAAAAAAAAAUAAAGCACCAUUUUAGAAAAAGAGUAAA
This is a messenger RNA of Megalopta genalis, 1602 nucleotides long. RefSeq names its product asparagine--tRNA ligase, mitochondrial (gene AsnRS-m). Gene Ontology annotation, molecular function: asparagine-tRNA ligase activity; ATP binding; nucleic acid binding. Gene Ontology annotation, biological process: asparaginyl-tRNA aminoacylation. Lineage: Eukaryota; Metazoa; Arthropoda; Insecta; Hymenoptera; Halictidae. Gene Ontology annotation, cellular component: mitochondrion. The record is from RefSeq and is a predicted model, not a curated record.